UCUCUCUCUCUCUCUCUCUCUCUCUCUCUCUCUCUCUCUCUCUCUUUCUGUAUCUCACACACACACACACACACACACACAAACACACGCACGCACGCACACACAUUCCUUUCCAGUCACUCUGAGGGGCAGGCACAGAGCAUGCUAGAAGCCUAAAGCAAAGAAUCCUGCACAGUCGCUUGGUCACAGACAGAACUGAGUUAGCAGAACAUGAGAGAGAGAGAGAGAGUGAGCACACCAGGGGAGGUCUGACGGCACAGUUCAUACUCUGCAUGCGUGCUGCAUCUCUUUUAUGGACGCCUGGCUUCAGAACCUCAACCACACAGUGUCUAUGUAAUAGCUGUCAAUGCAUACCACGUGCACAAAACCUUUCAAGACACUGCGUUUUUCUUCAAGAGGACACACUGGACAAGAGUUCUACACUUUACAAGUGUAAGGAUACAACCAGACCAGCAAUGUUCUCAACAGGUUCUUUCCCAAGGAGGUCCCAUAUGGACACUGCAUAUCUUGAACCACUGGACACUCUAACAGCCUUCUGAUUCAGGACUAGUUAAAGCGACAAGAUAUAUCCACAGGAAUCCUUUAAAAUCUGCUUGACAGCUCUGUAUCCCUGAUCUACUCCUUGGUGCUGACAUGCUCUGGUGGACACUUGCCUAUCGCUCCCUGUGUUUAGCAGCUCUGCUGGUGGUGGCCAGUUGUAUUGGGAGUGAGCAAAAGAGAGCAGGAGAUGAAGGAUCACGGAGCACCUCUGGGAGGACCAGCACCACGGGCAGCAGCACUGGAGGUUCCUCUAGCCGCAGAUACCACCGGCUCCAGCAUGGCCAAUGUACCUAUACCUUCAUCCUCCCAGAAGGCGACGGAAAUGCAGGUGCGUCCUGCCGUGAGACGAAAGCAGGCACUCAGUACAAUGCUAACUCACUUCAGAGAGAUGCUCCUCCACCUGAACCUGACUACUCGAACCAGAAGAUUCAGCAGUUGGAGCACGUCAUGGAGAACUACACACAGUGGUUACAGAAGAUUGAGAACUACAUCAAAGAGAGCAUGAAGGCAGAGAUGGCACAGUUACAGCAAAGCGCAGUCCACAAUCGCACGGCAGCCAUGCUGGAAAUGGGAACCAAUCUUCUCUCCCAGACAGCCGAACAGACCCGCAAGCUUACUGAUGUUGAAACACAGGUUUUGAAUCAGACAUCCAGGCUGGAGAUUCAGCUGCUGGAGAACUCACUGUCCACGAACAAGCUGGAGAAGCAGCUCAUGGUACAGACCAAUGAGAUCAGUAAGCUCCACGAUAAGAAUGGGUUUCUGGAGCUGAAGAUGCAGGAAAUGGAGUCGAGGCACAGGGAAGAGCUGGAAGUGCUGAGGGAGGAAAAGAGCAAUCUACAGGCACUUGUGAUCAGGCAGAGUGGUGUGAUCCUUGAGCUGGAGGCCCAGCUGGGCAAAGCCUCAGGCAACAGCACAGUGCUGCAGAAGCAACAGCAGGACCUGAUGGACACCGUGCACAGCCUUCUCAACCUCUGCUCCAAGGACGGAGUGGUGCCCAACAGCACAAAACAAGCCGACGAGGAGAAGAAAUUCCGAGACUGCGCUGAUCUCUAUGAAGCAGGCUUCCAGAAAAAUGGAGUAUAUACCAUCAACAUUAGUCCGCAAGAAACGAAAAAGGUAUACUGUAAUAUGGAAACUGCUGGGGGAGGCUGGACGGUAAUCCAACGCCGAGAGGAUGGUAGUGUUGACUUUCAGAGGACAUGGAAAGAGUACAAGAUGGGCUUUGGGAGUGUGUCAGCUGAGCACUGGCUGGGGAAUGAGUUCGUGUACAUGCUGACCAGCCAGAGACAGUACGCCCUCCGCGUGGAGCUCACUGACUGGGAUGGACAUCAGGCCUUCUCCCAGUAUGACCGCUUUCACAUCGGCAGCGAGAAAAACAAGUACAGAUUGUCCUUAAAGAGCCACAGUGGGACAGCAGGCAGGCAGAGCAGCCUGGUGAUCCAUGGAGCAGACUUCAGCACCAAAGACAUGGACAAUGACAACUGCAUGUGCAAGUGCGCUCUGAUGUUGACUGGAGGAUGGUGGUUUGAUGCCUGUGGCCCGUCGAACCUGAACGGGAUGUAUUACACCCAGGGACAACAUGUUGGUAAACUCAAUGGCAUCAAGUGGCACUAUUUCAAAGGGCCAAGUUAUUCUCUCCGUGCAACUGCCAUGAUGAUCCGACCUCUGGACUUUUCAUAGACCUUCCCACUGUGUAGGUGGGAACAUCGUUAAAAAUGGCUACAUUUGAAGCGAUGAUUCAUUAUAACGGGACACCUUAUAAGUGGUUUGGUACGCCACAUGUACUGUAUGAUACAUGGAUUGUGUGACACUCAUUUGCAAUAAUCCACCUUUUAUGGGAAAAAAGGGCUUCAGAGAAGAGAAGCAGCUUCUAUUAUUAUCACAGGAGAUGAUGAACUCUCUGGGGAAUUACGAGAGCAUUCUUGGCUGGCUUUUAUUUUUAUAUAUCAGAGAUAUGAACUCGAGUGCCAUUGCUGGGUCACUGUCAGCUGCUGAGGUGGGCAAAUCACCUUUGAUAGGAACAGACUGGAUGAUACUGCACACGUGUAAGCCUGUGGCUCAUUUGAUACCCGAAUAAACUUGCAGCAGCUGGAAAGAUUUGCGAAAACCAAAAGUGAGCCAUUGACUUGAAGUUUUUGUACAAACAGUGUUGUUACCACUGACCCAUAUUACAUUGUAUUAUUACAUGUUUUGUACCGACACACGUUUUUUGUUUUUUUUUUUGUAUAUGAUUCUUGUCAAAACU
Molecule: messenger RNA, 2785 nt
Organism: Ictalurus punctatus (channel catfish)
Lineage: Eukaryota; Metazoa; Chordata; Actinopteri; Siluriformes; Ictaluridae
Gene: angpt1
Product: angiopoietin 1
Exons: 9
Coding region: 634-2220 (528 amino acids)
Biological process (GO): Tie signaling pathway; angiogenesis
Molecular function (GO): receptor tyrosine kinase binding
Source: RefSeq, a predicted model, not a curated record